Anthonomus grandis grandis is the source of this 990-nucleotide messenger RNA. RefSeq lists its product as uncharacterized. Gene Ontology annotation, molecular function: DNA binding. Gene Ontology annotation, biological process: regulation of transcription by RNA polymerase II. The transcript has 2 exons. Gene Ontology annotation, cellular component: transcription regulator complex; nucleus. The record is from RefSeq and is a predicted model, not a curated record. Bases 121 to 885 code for a protein of 254 amino acids. Lineage: Eukaryota; Metazoa; Arthropoda; Insecta; Coleoptera; Curculionidae.
AAACACACAACAUUCGUCGCACGCGAUACUCGUCUCCCGAUAUUUAUCGAACCUUGAACCGCGUUGUGCAGUAUAAAUUGCGUGUUAACACGGCGUGUUGCUGCUGAUCAUCAUUGAAAUAUGUCGUCGCUAAGCGGACUCGGCUUGGAAGAUCCGUUUAUGGAUCCACUCUACAAUUUCAACUUUAUCGAGUUGAUUGAGAGACGACCGUGCAUUUGGAACAACACUUUACCGGAUUAUAAUAAGAGAAACGUGGUGGAUAGGGCUUGGCAAGAGGUUGCGAACGAAGUUGGUGAUACGGCUGCAAACUGCCGUAGCAGAUGGCGUAACAUCCGAACCUCAUUCCUAAGAUGGCAAAAAUCCAACUCCAAAGGCUCAAAAAAGAAAUAUUAUUUAGCUGACCACCUUAAGUUCGUCCUGCCUUAUCUUAAUAAUAAAAGACAACCGGUCCCAUCCAACCUGAAAAUGGUCCUGGAUAGCAACGACGACUUUACGGAAGAAGAAAUUGCUUGCGACUUUAACAUCAAAACUGAAGAGUCUUUUAUGGAACCAGACGAGGAUUGCGAUGCAGAUUCUACCACAUCGGAUCAACAUUAUUCACCAUAUUCGCCAUCGACUCCCAUAUCAGAUUUGGAAACCCUUACACCCACAUCAAAGGCUUCAUCCAAAAAACGCAAAACCGACAAUGAGUCUCCUGUUAGAAAUUAUAGACCUAAAAGUUGGGAUGUUUUAGGUGAGGAUCCCAACAUCUCUUUUUUUAAAUCAAUUUUACCUUAUAUGGAAAAAAUGACCGACAAGCAAAAUCGCAAGUUUAGGCAAAAAGUUCUGGGUUUAAUAGAUGAAAUACUGGACGAGGACGAUGUCGGACCUUCCAUGAGAUGUUGAAGUUAGUUUUAGUAUGAAUUUGAUCUCAUUUAAACAACAAUUAAUGUUAAGAAUUAUAUUUUAGUAAAAAACACUUGCAAAUUAAAAAAAAAAUUAGUACAAAAA